This is a messenger RNA of Canariomyces notabilis, 1149 nucleotides long. Its product is annotated as tetrapyrrole biosynthesis, porphobilinogen synthase. Gene Ontology annotation, biological process: heme biosynthetic process. Gene Ontology annotation, cellular component: cytosol. The coding region runs from base 1 to 1149 and encodes 382 amino acids. Lineage: Eukaryota; Fungi; Ascomycota; Sordariomycetes; Sordariales; Chaetomiaceae. The record is from RefSeq and is a predicted model, not a curated record. The transcript is spliced from 2 exons. Gene Ontology annotation, molecular function: zinc ion binding; porphobilinogen synthase activity.
AUGUCCUUCUCAAGCCUGGUUCAGGAUCUGUCCCUCCGUGACUCUGGCGUCCCUCGGCGGCGGGGUGAUGCCUCGGUCUCCACCGUCGACGAGCGCGCUUCCCACGUUUCACGGACAAUGUCGUACGCAAGCACCGCCGCUACGAGCGUGAGCAUCUCGGGCGAUAUUUCCAGCCAGCUCCAUGCCGGCUACUGCCAUCCCCUUGCGAGAUCUUGGCAAGCCGAGCGACAGCUUACAAAGUCGAUGCUCAUCUACCCUCUCUUCAUCUCAGACCAGGACGACGAAGAAGUCCUUAUUCCCUCUUUGCCAAAUCAGUAUCGCCGCGGCAUCAACAAGUUGGUCCCCUUCCUCGAGCCGCUUGUUCGGAAGGGGCUUCGCUCCGUCAUUCUGUUUGGCGUGCCGGUGAGACCAGGCACCAAAGACGCGCUGGGCACCGCCGCAGACGACCCGGAGGGUCCCGUGAUCCGCAGCAUCCGACUCCUGCGGCAGCGAUUCCCUCACCUGUAUAUCGUGGUCGAUGUGUGCUUGUGCGAGUACACCUCGCACGGCCACUGCGGGAUCCUCCGUGACGACGGUAGCCUUAACAAUCAGCUGUCGGUGGACCGUAUUUCGGACGUUGCCAUUUCGUACGCCCGCGCGGGGGCUCACUGCGUGGCGCCGUCCGAUAUGAAUGACGGCCGGAUUCGCGCCAUCAAGCUCAAGCUGAUUGAGGAGGGCAUCGUCCACAGCGUCACCCUCAUGUCGUACGCCGCCAAGUUUUCCGGCUGCCUGUACGGUCCGUUCCGUGAUGCGGCUGGCUCGGCCCCGGCAUUUGGUGACCGGCGGUGCUACCAGUUGCCUCCCGGUGGUCGCGGCUUAGCACGCCGCGCUAUUGUCCGUGACAUUAACGAGGGCGCCGACAUCAUCAUGGUCAAGCCGGCGAGCCAGUACCUGGACAUCAUUAGUGAUGCCAAGGAGCUUGGCAAGGAUCUGCCCAUCGCUGCUUACCAAGUCAGCGGCGAGUUCGCCAUGAUCCACGCAGCGGCGAAAGCUGGCGUCUUCGACCUCAAGGCCAUGGCAUUCGAGAGCACGGAGGGCAUUCUCAGAGCUGGCGCGACCAUCAUUAUCAGUUAUUUUACCCCGGAGUUUCUGGAUUGGCUGUCCAAUUGA